CUUAGGGUUGGAGGUAAAAACACUCACAAUGGUCUUCUGUUCGUUCCUUUGUCUCCUGGUACUUUUCCUUCUCCACAACACUCUUAUUGGACAUGCCUGGGCCGUGAACAAUUUUCUUAUGACUGGACCCAAGGCCUAUCUGACGUAUGCCAGUAGCGUGCAAGUGGGCGCUCAGAGCGGGAUCCAGGAAUGUAAACACCAGUUUGCGUGGGACAGGUGGAACUGCCCGGAGAGCGCGCUCCAACUGUCUACUCACAAAGGCCUUCGCUGCGCCACGAGUGAGACCUCUUUUGUGCACGCGAUCAGCGCAGCUGGUGUGAUGUACACACUGACCCGCAACUGUAGCCUCGGGGACCUGGACAACUGCGGCUGUGAUGGCUCGAGAAACGGUCAAAUCGGGGGGCGUGGGUGGUUGUGGGGUGGCUGCAGCGAUAACUUGGACUUUGGGGAAAGGAUGUCAAAACAGUACGUGGACGCGCUUGAGACGGGCCAGGACUCACGGGCGGCUGUCAACCUUCAUAACAACGAGGCGGGUAGACUGGCGGUGAAGGCCACCAUGAAGCGCAUCUGCAGGUGCCACGGUAUGUCUGAAAGUUGCUCCGUUCAGACCUGCUGGAUGCAGUUGUCUGAUUUCAGAGACAUCGGCAACUACCUCAAAAUCAAACACGACCAGGCGCAGAAACUGGAGAUGGACAAGAGGCGGAUGAGGUCGGGGAACAGCGCCGACAACAGGGGCGCCAUUGCGGACGCGUUCAGCAGCAUCGCCCAGACGGAGCUCAUUUACCUGGAGGAAUCUCCGGACUACUGCGGUCAGAACGUCAGCCUGGGCCUUCACGGUACUGAGGGCAGGGAGUGUCUGCAUCACGGCGAGGGCUUGAACCAGUGGCAGAAGAGGAGCUGCCGCAGACUGUGCCAUGAGUGCGGCCUGAGGGUGGAGGAGAGGAGGACUGAGAUAGUCAGCAGCUGUAACUGUAAGUUCCAAUGGUGCUGCACGGUCAAGUGUGAGAACUGCUCUCAAGUGAUGGUCAAACACGUGUGUGCCAGAAGAGAGGGAGGCCACGGACACAACUACAGAAGGAGAUACCGAGGACCUAAAUGAUUGAAAAGAGACAGGGCUAUAGCGUUAUUCUAUGCAAACUAUUAUGAUGGCAAAUGUAAAAUCAUGAGCAUAUGUGUGUCAGCUUAUUUCGAAUCUAUCUUUAUUCACAAAGACUGUCCUCCACUCCACGUGAUUAUGUGAAACGUUGUUCUGCACUUUCCCACCUCACCUGACCACGUUUGUCUUAUUGUAGGCCUAUAUGGAUGUAAAUUAUAUAUUUAUGUA
Molecule: messenger RNA, 1324 nt
Organism: Coregonus clupeaformis (lake whitefish)
Lineage: Eukaryota; Metazoa; Chordata; Actinopteri; Salmoniformes; Salmonidae
Product: protein Wnt-8-like
Exons: 6
Coding region: 29-1099 (356 amino acids)
Biological process (GO): neuron differentiation; cell fate commitment; canonical Wnt signaling pathway
Cellular component (GO): extracellular region
Molecular function (GO): frizzled binding; cytokine activity
Source: RefSeq, a predicted model, not a curated record